Vigna umbellata (rice bean) is the source of this 1623-nucleotide messenger RNA. It is a transcript of the gene DRT111, whose product is annotated as D111/G-patch domain-containing protein. Gene Ontology annotation, cellular component: precatalytic spliceosome. NCBI's taxonomy places the organism in Eukaryota, Viridiplantae, Streptophyta, Magnoliopsida, Fabales, Fabaceae. Gene Ontology annotation, biological process: mRNA cis splicing, via spliceosome. Gene Ontology annotation, molecular function: RNA binding. The record is from RefSeq and is a predicted model, not a curated record.
CUGCCGCGACGCAAUCGAGUGGUGCGCGACGGAGACCCAUCGACUCAUUGAGGCCAUCGAGAUCACUCAACGGCUAACAGUAUUCGGCCGCGCGUGUUGUGCUUCGUUCUGUGUUGGUGUCAUCAACAAAUCCCUAAUCUAAUCCCAAAGCACUAUUCGUUAUCCGGUUUAUCUAUCUUUUCUCGAUUCCCCUUCUGAAGUGGUAGUAGAAUCGACGAAUCCGUUUUCGUUUGCUUUCAAUUUUCAAUAUUCAAAUGUUGGGUGGAUUAUACGGAGACCUUCCUCCACCUUCUUCGGCGGAGGAAGACAACAAACCCACUCCCAAUGUGUGGUCUUCCAGCACCAAGAUGGCCCCGGCCACGCUCCGCAAGCCCGCCUCGCUCUUCGCGCCUCCCCAAACCCUCCUCCGAACCCAGCCCAAGCCCAAGCCCGUUGUCGCCAACACUAAGGCCCUUCUCUCCCCCACGCCCGCCCCGCCUCCUGACGACGCCCUGCAGCCCGCUCUUGUCGGCGUCCAGUCAACCGUUCUCGAGGAGUACGACCCUGCCCGGCCCAACGACUACGAGGAGUACCGCCGCGACCGCAAGCGCAAGGCCCGUGAGGCCGAGAUGCUGCGGGAGCUCGAGCGCCGCCGCCAGGAGGAGGAGGACGAAGAGAGGGAGCGCGAGAAGGAACGAGAGCGAGAAAGGGAUUACAGUGAAUCGAGGUUGAAUGUUUCCGGUGAAGAGGCGUGGAGGAGGCGUGCGGCGAUGAGUGGGGCCGUGCCGAGAUCACCGUCGCCGCCUCCAACGGGGAAUUCGGACGGGUUUAGCAUUGGGAAGUCUGAGACAGGAGGGUUGGGAGUGGGGGCGGGUGGACAGAUGACGGCGGCGCAGAGGAUGAUGGCGAAGAUGGGAUGGAAGGAGGGGCAGGGACUUGGGAAGCAGGAGCAGGGGAUUACCACUCCUUUGAUGGCAAAGAAAACGGAUAGAAGAGCUGGGGUUAUUGUGAAUGCUAGUGAUAACAGCAAGAAAGUGAAGAGUGUUAACUUCAAUGGAGUGCCUACCAAGGUGCUGCUACUUAGGAAUAUGGUGGGUCCUGGCGAGGUAGACGACGAGCUGGAAGAUGAAGUGGGAUCAGAAUGUGCCAAGUAUGGAACGGUAACCCGAGUUCUGAUAUUUGAGAUAACAGAACCAAAUUUCCCCACUGAUGAAGCUGUAAGAAUAUUUGUGCAAUUCGAGAGAUCCGAAGAAACAACUAAAGCGCUUAUUGACCUCGAUGGUCGAUAUUUUGGGGGUAGAGUGGUGCGUGCCUCAUUUUAUGAUGAGGAGAAGUUUGGCAAGAAUGAGUUAGCUCCAAUGCCUGGAGAAAUUCCUGGCUUCACCUGAACGAACAGCGCCUCUAUUAUUUUUGUAAGGUCCUUGGUGAAUGCACUGAAGACUUGAAAUCGAGGUUUACCUUAAUUACAUGAUAGUUGAGCAUUAUCUUAAGCUUAGUCUUAGUCCAUGUGUUUGUAAUAGUGACAAAGGGUUGUGCUCAGGUAAUUAUUAUGAUCACAAGAACACCGAGAGUUCCUUACUAGUGCUAAUGUUGUCACUGCAAAUUCGAAGUUCUUUAAUAUUGGAUUAUUUGGAGAUUAAGGUA